Messenger RNA from Trichoderma gamsii, 2184 nucleotides. Its product is annotated as dipeptidyl-peptidase 3. Lineage: Eukaryota; Fungi; Ascomycota; Sordariomycetes; Hypocreales; Hypocreaceae. The record is from RefSeq and is a predicted model, not a curated record. The transcript is spliced from 10 exons. Gene Ontology annotation, cellular component: cytoplasm. Gene Ontology annotation, molecular function: dipeptidyl-peptidase activity. Bases 1 to 2184 code for a protein of 727 amino acids.
AUGCAAUCGCUAAACAAUGGUUUGCUGCGUAAUGUACCUCUCAUCGGAAAAGGCACCAGACCUCAGGUCUUUUUCGCGCACUCCAGCUCAGUGGCAGGGUCUCUUUCGACCGUAAUUUUGCUUCCAGAGACGUGCAUUGCAGUUGUUGUUCUCGUCAACAGCAAGCCUACCUGCGACAGCUCUGAUUUCAUUACUAUUAUGAUAUUAGAAAGACUUCUUGGAGGCUGUGGGGGCCACGACUUCGCAGAAUUGACCAGAGAGGCCUUGGACAAAGCUUCUCGUCGAUAUUCGGAGCAGAAAGCGGAACUGGAAUCUUCGAGAGUUCUACAUACGUCCCCUAAGCCACUGAACGAGCACCGGGGAAGAUACUCUUGGAAGUCCAAGUCUCUUUUUGUUGAUGUUUUCGUCGAAGACGACAAGCUGAAAUUCCAAGUCAUGGGGCGAUCUGAUCAGAUAUAUGGCCUGGAGCAUUACCACUACGACACAUUUGCCUGGCUAAUGACAGAUGAUGAGGAAGCAGAAAGAGCUCGCUAUGUUCAAGCGAUUGGGGCUUACAAGUUUGUCUUUCAGACUGACGACAUCGACCGUGUAACAGGCUUCAAAGAAGCGAUAUUCGCACCACAUGGCUCGGUGAGCACCAAGACCUGCAACACAGUCGAGCAAAGUGACAUGCUCAACAUCCAAUCUAGCGCUGCAUGGCUUGGAGCAAGAAUCAUUCUCCGACAAGUUUCUCCAGAAGCCUCCUCGAUUUACGACUUCGUCAUUGAGCUCCAUCGCAGCUGUUCAGGUGAUUGGAAUUCGCUCAUUGGGAACGAAGUCAACAGCGUUGAGCUCCAAGCCUUGUUGACAUAUAUGGCGACGUUUCUGUCCAAUGUUGGGAAUUAUUAUGGCUCCGGGGAUCAAAAGUUUAUCCCCAGUGUGGACAAGUCGCUUCUGCACAAGCUGGCAACAAGAUCCACUAGAAGUGUCAUUAGUGCGUAUAUCGAAAGCUUUGAAACGGGCAGUCUAGAUGCGUACCGCAAAUCGCAACGCCUCUGGGUCCGGGAUAAAGCACCGAGGGUGGAGAAUAUCUUUGGGUUUGUUGAGCCUUACCGUGAUCCGCAGGGCGUUCGAGCAGAAUUUGAGGCCUUGGUUGCUAUUGCAGAUGAUAAAGAGACUUUGCUUCUUACUAAACUAGUUGACAAUUCGGCAAGAUUUAUUCGCUGGCUGCCUUGGGCAACGCCUAAGAAUGAUGGUAAAGGACCGUUUGAGAAGAGUCUAUUUGAGCCGCCGGACUGUUCGAGCAUUCAUGCUCUGGCGUACUGUUCGAGCAUCAUCUUCCCAGGGAUAAACUUGCCUAAUUAUAAUGACAUUCGCCAAGAGGACGGGUUCAAGAAUGUCAUCAUCUCGAAUCGCAUGAUCGCUGAGAGCCAAGCAAUACAGUACCCUUUGGUAGAAGAGUCCGAGGCAGAACAAUUUAAAAAACAUAGAUUUCAUGCCUACUACUGGUGGGUCGUGCUCCAUGAGCUGCUGGGCCAUGGCACAGGGCAGAUGAUGGUUGAGAACGCCGAUGGUCAGACUUGGACUGGUCAGUUUGGCGAUUUAGCAACUACAGUUGACGAAUGCAGGGCUGAAUUCGUUGGCGCCUACCUGAUGGAUGACUCAGAGCUUCUUGCCCUAUUUGGCUUCACGGAUAGUUCUGAGAUUUGCGCUGAGGACUUAACGUACAAUCUUUACUUACAGCUAGGCGUUGACGGGCUACGGGGACUAUCGAAUUAUAAUGUGCAAAGCAAUAACUGGGGCCAAGCUCAUAGCCGGGCACACUUUGCUAUAUUGAAGUGCUUGCUUCAAGAUGGCGGCGGCGUCAUAACUGUCGCCCACAACAAGCUCGAGCACAGUUUAAAAGUGCGAGUGGACCGAUCCAAGAUUCGGACUCACGGGAAGCCUGCGUUGGGCAACAUGCUUUUGCAUCUGCACAUGUUUCGAUGUACAGCCGAUACCAAAGGCUGUCGAACUUACUACGAGAAGCUAUCGAGCGUUAAUGGCGAGUAUAUUGAGUGGAGGGAGACUGUGCUCGCCACUAAACCUCCUCCGCUUAUUUUUACCCAGGCUAACACCUUUCUUGGUGGUGACACUGUCACCUUGAAGGAGUAUGAACCCACGGCAGAAGGCGUGAUUGCAAGCUGGGCAGAAAGACAGAUUUGA